This is a messenger RNA of Westerdykella ornata, 649 nucleotides long. RefSeq lists its product as uncharacterized. The transcript is spliced from 2 exons. Gene Ontology annotation, biological process: mRNA export from nucleus. The coding region runs from base 153 to 605 and encodes 150 amino acids. Gene Ontology annotation, cellular component: nucleus. Lineage: Eukaryota; Fungi; Ascomycota; Dothideomycetes; Pleosporales; Sporormiaceae. Gene Ontology annotation, molecular function: mRNA binding. The record is from RefSeq and is a predicted model, not a curated record.
UACGCUUUUAUGGCCUGCUCUCCGGGACUCGUUGAAAUUGCCUUAUCCUUGCUUGCUGCGAGUACCUUUGACGUGUUGCAACGACGACUAAUGAGCCGUUUUAGGAUUACUUCACUACCGCCGUCAAUGUGGGCAAGCCGAAGAAGGUCUUGAUGCAGUAUGGACCGACGGGUCGAAGCCUGGGAAGCGCCAUGGUCAUCUUCCACAAGCCUGACCAUGCCGCCAAAGCGGUCAAGGCUCUCGACGGCAUCCGCAUCGACAAUCGACUCAUCAAGGUGGAGGUCCUUGUGAGCGCCAAGGACGCCCCAGCACCAGCCGCUGCGCCAUCUCUUGCUGAUCGUGUUUCGCAAGCCAAGAAGGACAAGCCCAAGCCUGCCACUGCGACGAAGGCUGCUCCAGCGGGCACUCGCGGACGCGGGAACCGACGAGGUCGAGGUGGUCGCGGAGGCGCGCGCCGCGAGAAGAAGAAGACUGUGGAAGAGCUCGAUGCCGAGAUGGAGGACUACUUCCCUGCCAACGAGGGCAGCAAUGUGGCCGGAGCGACCAACGGGAAUGCGGGACAGGCUGCUGGCGGCGACACGGCAAUGGACGACGAGAUGCUGUAGACGGAUACGACGACUGUGUGCCCGAGCAGGGCGGCGGGAAAGUU